Molecule: messenger RNA, 1598 nt
Organism: Athalia rosae (coleseed sawfly)
Lineage: Eukaryota; Metazoa; Arthropoda; Insecta; Hymenoptera; Athaliidae
Product: neuropeptide CCHamide-2
Exons: 4
Coding region: 252-677 (141 amino acids)
Biological process (GO): neuropeptide signaling pathway
Molecular function (GO): neuropeptide hormone activity
Source: RefSeq, a predicted model, not a curated record
UUCCGCUUCUGUAAAAGACUGGGUGCGCAUCGAGAACCUCAUUCAUUCGCAACCACCUGCUCACCGAAGAAGCACCUAAGGAGAUACACCGAACGGAGGGUAGUGGUAGCGCAGCAAAAACCGGGACAACAAACAACCAGAAUUAACGGUAGACUCUAAGAGUAGCGGAAGGAAGAAGAAGAAGAAGAAGAAACGACGCGAAUCGAGCUCGAAACUUGACCGGAGAACCGCAGAAGAGAAAUUUUACCAAGAUGAUGAAGACCGCGAAUAAAUCUUUCGGAACAUUUCUCCGAUCUUUUGUCUGCGCGACGUUUCUGGUGGCCAUUUGUUUAUCGACGGAAGCAUCGGCCAAACGGGGUUGUUCCGCGUUCGGUCAUUCCUGCUUCGGGGGUCACGGUAAAAGAUCCGAGCCCUCUACUCGUGCCGAAGAAAGCCUGCAAGAUGUUGAAAAUUUGAGUCAGGAUAUUCAGGAUUACGACACACCGCGAGGAGGUGAGGAAGUAUUGAUAGCGGACGGUGGUCAGAUUUAUCAGGACCGUCCAAUGCCACGUUUCCACCGACUCCAGGCACUGAGCCCUCAACAACAACAACAUCCCGCUCACAAUUUGUCACCAUUCAUCAGACAAUGGUUAGCUUCCUACCGUCGCGCGAAUCCCGUCGAUUUCGGUACGAUGUAAGAUAUCCCACGAUAUAAAAAUUGUGUCUCCGAAAUCGAGUGAAAUAUAUGUUACAUAAAAUUGUACGACUUAUGAUAUAGAUUUACAAGAAGAAGAAAAAAAAAAAAAAAUGUAUGAUAAGUUGAUGAAUAACUUGCACUAAUUAUUUGUUAUAAUAUUAUAAAUACGAAUGCCCUAUAAUAUACGCUUGUGCACACUUGUCGUAUUCUAGGUUUCCUUUUCUCUUAUCUUUUUCAUUUACUAGCAAUUAUUUUCCCCCAAGUUCAAUGCCGCUUCUUCAUUGCGGCGAAUAACAUAUCUUGUACGUUUCUCUUAUGGGAACCGAAGUCAGAAUAAUAUUGUACUUAUAAAUAAUAUUCAGAAGCUGGCUGACUACUGUGCCCGUAACGGUGCAUUAAAAUUGCCAUCGAAACGUAAGAUUUUUCAACUUUUCUUUCAACUCUUUUACUUUUCAAUAUUUCUGUUAUCAGCCCGAUUAAUUGCAGGUAAUGGUGGGUUGAUUUUUCAAAGUUCCAUAAAAUUCAAUACGUAGAUAUCGCUCGAUUGGUGAUAAAUAUGUGUAUCGAAAAAGAAUAUCAUUAAGAAUAUCCACUUGAUAAAGAUUAGCAACAGUCAUUUGAAAAAACUCUGUUAUCUGAGCAUGAUGAUAAAAUGUUGGUUGAAUCCACUUAGAAAUACAAGAUGAUCGUUAUACGUGCAGUAUUGUGAGAGAUAAAUAUUACAGUUCAUUUCAAUGAUCAUACAUUUAUUUAUCAAAUUUUAUUAGAUACGAGUGUAAGACGAAAAGAGAGGGAAGCUGAGCACGGUGAAAUUAAUAUUGUAACAGUUGCCAUCUCAUUGUAUGUGGAUAUGUGAAAGAAAAAAAAAAAAAAAAAAAAAUUCUACAAAGAUUUGAAUAAAUAUCAAAAAAUGUUUAACUAA